Molecule: messenger RNA, 405 nt
Organism: Tarenaya hassleriana
Lineage: Eukaryota; Viridiplantae; Streptophyta; Magnoliopsida; Brassicales; Cleomaceae
Exons: 1
Coding region: 1-405 (134 amino acids)
Source: RefSeq, a predicted model, not a curated record
AUGGACAGGCCAAGAAACAAGAAGAACAUGAUGGGAAAGAGAAGAAAGAGCAAGAAAGAAGACAUCAAAGUUGUCUACAUCUCAAGCCCUAUCAAGGUGAAGACGAGCGCGUCGGAGUUUCGAGCUCUGGUCCAAGAGCUCACCGGAAAAGAUUCCGACAUCGCCGAUUCCCACUUCGGCGACCAUCUUCACGAUUUCUCUCCGACCAAUUCGGUUUCCGAUCACCGGGGAGAAUUCGAACGAGACUAUUUCCCGGCGAUGGAGAUGAAGGGUUCGGCCGGCGAGUCGCCGAGUUGCUCCGAUCACCAGAAUAUUCUUCAGAUGGAAGAUAGUUUUGUGGAGGCGCUGUUGUCUUCCGUGUCGUUUAAUGAGUACACUUCAGGUUAUGGUAUGAACACACCGUAA